AUGUUCUCUAAGGUCCUGUGCCUUGUUGCUGUUAUCAGUGUGGCGGCCGCACAGUACGGUCACGGUCACGGCCACGCUUACUCAUCUCAACACAUCUCACGCCACGAUGGACCCGCGCAUGCUGUGCAUGUCCACGGUCAUGAUCACGGCCACGGUCAUGGUCAUCAUGACCACGUCGACUACUACGCUUACCCCAAAUACGACUUUGAGUACAAAGUGUCGGACCCUCAUACCGGUGACCACAAGAGUCAGCAUGAAUCCCGCGAUGGUGAUCAUGUGACCGGUUACUACUCGCUCCAUGAGCCCGAUGGCUCCGAGAGGACUGUUCACUACCACGGCGACAAGCACAGCGGUUUCCACGCAACCGUCAAGCAUCAGACUCAUCAUAUUGUGCCCCACCAUCAUCACCAUCAUUACUAA
Achroia grisella is the source of this 420-nucleotide messenger RNA. Its product is annotated as histidine-rich glycoprotein-like. Bases 1 to 420 code for a protein of 139 amino acids. Gene Ontology annotation, cellular component: extracellular matrix. The record is from RefSeq and is a predicted model, not a curated record. The transcript has 4 exons. NCBI's taxonomy places the organism in Eukaryota, Metazoa, Arthropoda, Insecta, Lepidoptera, Pyralidae.